GUCAUGCUUUUAACAAGACGUAGGGUCCUGGUUGUGCAGUUCCUGGUUCAUUGGACUUCGCAUCCGCACAUGUCGCGUUGUGGGUGACAGCUUAGCUUUGUCGGGUCGCUAGGCCGCAAAAGGAGAGUACAAACUUGACCGCGCGGCAACUACACUGGAGCGUAAAGCGGCGUCCUGGACGAGGCCUGGGCCCCGACUGAGUCCACAACUCCACGCAGCCACGCCUUCCUACCCGAUCUCCCCAGCCAUGGCUUCGGCUUCUGCCAAGCCUAUCGCCACCGCCCCGCCACUAGAUGACACAUCCAACACGGAUUCGGCUGGUUUCAACUCGCUGCCUGUCGAGAUCCUCGAGCGGGUGGCGGGGUCGCUGCCUGACAACGACGUGGCUGACGGUCUGCGCCUGACCUGCCGCGCCGCGGCCCGCGCCCUGGUCGCGCCCCGCUUCCGCCGCCUGCACCUCUCAAAGCCCGUGUCCAACACGACCUUCAGGCUUCACUGGGGCGACGCAGUCACACCCGGCGCGGCCCGCUCGCUGUCGCUCUCCAAGCGCCGCGAGCUGCUGCGCCUGGUGGCGGGCUCGGGCGUCCUGGCUAACCUGCAGGCCGCGCUGGCCGCUGCCGAUUGCCGCCCGCCAGCAGACCUGCUUAAGGACGGCAGCGCCAGCAGCGCCGAGGUGUGCAGUUGGGUGGAUGCCAACUUGCAGCAGUGCAGCGCCCUCGCUACCAUGAAAGCCGCUGCCGCAGGCGGCUGCCUGUCGCUGCUGCAGGCGGCGGCGGCCGAGGCCGUGGCGGGCCGGCGGAGCGCGCUGUGCGCCGAGCAGUUGGCAUGUGCGGCGGCGCGGCAUGGACAGCAACAUGUGCUAGAGUGGGUGCUGGAGGCUGUGCACACAAGCUCCGAGCAAAAGAGCGCCGCGGGAAAGGAAGAGGGCAAGGGCAAGGCCAGCGCCGGCACCGGCACGGGCCUGACUUUCAUCAUGCGCAUGUGGCACCUGCACACCCUCGCCGGCACUGCGCUGCGGUACGGCCACCUGCGGCUGGCGGCGUGGAUCCUGGAGGUGUACGGCCGACGCCUGCUGCAGCACGACCAGCGGUGGCGUGACAGCUACCGGAACGGGGAGGAGGUGGUCGAGCCGCCGCCUCUCGAGGAGGAGCAUGACCAGGAGGACACCGCGGCGGCCACAGGCACGCAUGCCGGCGCCGCCGGCGCGUCCACCUCCUCCACGCCGCCGUUGCAGGAGCCCCACGGCUUCCCGCCGCCGCCGCGGCUGGCACACGCGCCACAGCUCGCCCGGGCCGAGUCGGGCCUAGGCCCCAGCCUGAUGAUCUCUGCGUCGGCGGGCGCGCCGCUGGCGUGGAUGCUCGCGCUGCACGCGGCGUUCUUCCCCCGGAGCAACCAUGACGGCUGCUGCAACGCCUACACCUCCAGCUGGAUCCGGAUCAGCAUUGAGACGGCUGCGGGCAGCCAGCACCCGGAGUGGCGGGAGAAGGUGGACUGGCUCAUGUCUCUAGACGGCGGGCCCAACUUCCCGUCCGCAGCCUUCGACAGCGUCUGCAUCGUCGCCGCCUCCGUGCCGGGGCCGCCCGGCGCCGGCGCGGAGCGCGUGUGCUGGCUGCUCCGCCGCGGCGCCCACAUCCCGCUGUCGCUGCGGCCUCAUGCCGUUCACGGCGCGGCCAAGCUGGGUGACCUGACCUCCUUCGCCGCGCUGCUGGAGAUGCAGCGGGAGCAGGGGCCGGACAAGGGAGACGGCGGGACGCAACAGUGGGGCCGCGGGCGCCUGUAUGACAACAACGUAGCGGAACGCCUGCUGGUGCUCUCGGCGCUGGGCUUCACACCGGGGCUGAAGUUGGUGGUGGAGCAGAUGGGGCUCGCGGCGGCGGCGGCCGUGCCCUCUCCAACCGACGGAGGAGGUCGUCGAGGCGGAGGAGGUGAUGGCGAGGACGGAGGCGUGGAGUUGGUGACCAGGCCUCAGCCGUGGGCGUGGGUGCCUGAGGCCGCCAAACGGGCGGCGCUGGCCGGACACCUGACUACCCUGGCCUACCUGACAGAGCUGGUGCAGCUGCAGCCGCCAAUUGCGGCAGCGGCUGUAGCGACUGUAGCAGAGGCAGCUGCACCUGCAGCAGAGGCGGCGGCGGAGGCGGGGGCGGGGGCAGGCACCGCCGUGCCAGGCGUCAACACAGGCACUGAAGGAGCCGUGAGUGCGGGCGCAGUUGCAAUCCAGCCGGAGGCGGCCACGGCCGCCACGGCCGCGGCUGUGGCCGCCACCACGGCGGAUGGCCCCGGCACUGCUGCUGCUGUUGCUGCUGCGGCUGCUGCCUGCAGCCACCAGCUUGCUGCAGCAAACAGUGCCGAAGGCGAGGCCGCGCGUGAGCGGCUGGCUGAGCUGCUGUCUCCGCGCCUGAUGGCGGCGGCGGCCUUUGGCGGCGCCACAGAUGUGAUGCGCUGGCUGCACGAGCGCGGUUGCGAGGCGGACGCGCGGUCGUGGCUGCUGGCUGCGCGCGGCGGCUGCUGCGAGGCGAUGGAGCUUCUGGCGGAGUGGCGCUGCCCGCGGCCGAGGCACAGCGGCCAGCGCCACGAGGUGGUGGCCCAGGCGGUGGCGCAGGGCGACCUCAUGGGGCUCCGCUGCCUGCAGCGCCUGGGCUGGGACGUGGCGGCGGGGCUCAAGCCGCUGCCCAAGCACGCGCGCCGCGCCCUGGCUGGCAGCUGCCACGUGGACGUGGACGCAGACCCCAAUGAGCACUUCCCGGAACUGCGGCAGUGGCUCAAGGCACAGCGGUGGGGCGGGCUGAGGGCGCUGAUCGGGCUCGGAGGAGGAGUCCGUGGCGGCGGUGGCGGCGGUGGCGGCGCAGGGAAGGAGCCGACGACAGGGCAGACCAGCGCCGGCGGGUUCGGGGGAUCUGACAGUCGCGGCGGCUUCUGGCGGGGGCUGAAACGCCUGCUGCACAAGAAGUAGAAUGCAGAUGCCCUGACAUCGCUUCUGUGAGAGGUUGUGCUGGUGCCGACUAGCGUAUGU
This is a messenger RNA of Chlamydomonas reinhardtii, 3010 nucleotides long. RefSeq lists its product as uncharacterized. The transcript is spliced from 9 exons. Gene Ontology annotation, biological process: sphingolipid catabolic process; ceramide biosynthetic process. The coding region runs from base 248 to 2950 and encodes 900 amino acids. Gene Ontology annotation, molecular function: glycerophospholipase activity. Lineage: Eukaryota; Viridiplantae; Chlorophyta; Chlorophyceae; Chlamydomonadales; Chlamydomonadaceae. Gene Ontology annotation, cellular component: endoplasmic reticulum; cell periphery; membrane. The record is from RefSeq and is a predicted model, not a curated record.